CUACCCUGCUUUCCACCUCACUCGAUCCGCUCCCUCUCUCGACCAACUGCUUCCCCUCUCUCUGCGGAUCAACCGGAGUAUCUGCAGUGGAGCCAUCAUCCAUCGAGACUUGGAACAAGACCUAGGCUAGCGACUUUACAUUUAAAGUCCGCCUAAUCGGCUUUCAUAAACGUUUCACAUCGACUCCAAUACCUCGACGUGUUUGCCUCGGCGCUUUUUUCUCUGCAAGUGAAGACUACGCGACCAACAGAAUGGGAAAUGAAGCCAGCUACCCUCUGGAGAUGUGUUCGCACUUUGAUGCUGAUGAGAUUAAGAGACUAGGGAAGAGGUUUAAGAAACUCGACCUGGAUAACUCGGGCUCGUUGAGCGUGGAGGAGUUCAUGUCCCUGCCCGAACUACAACAGAACCCCCUGGUCCAGCGAGUCAUAGACAUAUUCGACACCGACGGCAACGGAGAAGUCGACUUUAAAGAAUUCAUUGAGGGAGUCUCUCAGUUUAGUGUGAAAGGAGACAAGGAACAGAAACUACGCUUCGCCUUCCGGAUCUACGACAUGGACAAGGACGGCUACAUAUCCAACGGCGAGCUCUUCCAGGUGCUGAAGAUGAUGGUGGGCAACAACCUGAAGGACACGCAGCUGCAGCAGAUCGUCGACAAGACAAUCAUCAACGCCGACAAGGAUGGGGACGGCAGGAUAUCCUUCGAGGAGUUCUGUGCGGUGGUGGGCGGACUAGACAUUCACAAAAAGAUGGUGGUUGACGUGUGAUCUUCAAUCCUCUGCCACUGUCGCUCUCUUUCUCUCUCGCUCUCUCGCUCUCUCUCUCUCUCGCUCUCUCUCUCUCUCUCUCUCUCUCUCUCUCUCUCUCUCUCUCUCUCUCUCUCUCUCUCGCUCUCUCUCUCUCUCUCUCUCUCUCUCUCUCUCUCUCUCGCUCUCUCGCUCUCUCUCUCUCUCGCUCUCUCUCUCGCUCUCUACGAUGUUAUGUUUUCCCUUUUUUUCUCGCGAAUGGCGUUUGCCUUGUCUUCUCCACUGUCAAGAAAAAUCUGCUAAAGGUGUCCGGCAAGAAAACAAAAAAUUCAAGGAUUUGAUUUUUUUCCUUUGCCCCCCCCCCCCCCCCCCCCCCCCCCCCCCCCCCCCCAUUCCUUUCCUUCCCCUCCAAUGGAAAGUAAUUCUGUGUGAAGUAAAUUUUUUUUGUUUGCUUGUUUUUUUGUUUUCUUUUCUUUGCUAUCUCUAUCCUUUCGACUUCUCUGACUGCUCCCGUCCGCUUGUCUUGGUUAGGCCGGCUUAUUUGCGAUAACCUCACCCCUGGUUGUAGCACUUUACAGAAGACACACAAAUGCAGAGCGGAGGAGGAGCAUUUUCUAUUGUCGAGCGAGCAUUUCACUUUGAGGCAAAGGGAAAGGGGCGUUUAGUGUGUGUGUGUGUGUGUGUGUGUGUGUCAGUAUGCACGUGUGUGUGUGUGUGUGUGUGUGUCAGUAUGCACGUGUGUGUGUGUGUCAGUAUGCACGUGUGUGUUUGUUUGUGCGUAUGUAUGUGUGUGGUUUUCUUUUUGUGUCCUUGUUUUUGAAGGGGUGGGGGAUUUAUCUAAAAUAUUUAUUUUGGUCUGUUUUUUUUUAUGCGAGGAAGAUCUAUCUACAGGGAAUAUAUGGAUAUAUAUAUAUAGUAGUUAGGUGGGAUGAGAUCUAUCGAUGUACUUGAUUUCAACACGACACAAACACAAAAGACAGCGCAUGAAGUGCCAAUCAGAUUACACAAACUAGUUUAAGCGUGAUCUUUUUUAACCUGCUGUUUUAUCUCAUAUUUAAUAUACAUAGGCUAUUAUAUGAGAAGUGCUUCAUCUGGAUAUUGAUACAGCAAUUUAUAUAGCAGCAGAGGUUUAAAACAGCACUGUUUCAGAGAGAUUUUUGCUUGGGUCUUUAGAUUGCUUUUCAUGCUUCCUUCACUGAAGGUCAACAGACAAGUUUAAAUUUUGAACAUAUUAAGCUUUAGAUCACACACACAUACUCUCUAUCAUUCACUCACUUACUCACACACUCACACACUCACACAUGCAAACACAGACACAAGAAAAAAAAAAAAGAAAUAUCUUUAUUUGUAAUAUGGGGAUUGUAUGCUAUAUUUAUAUUGUCAGGGAGUUCCAUCGGCCCUCUUGCUUUCUGAUGUUCUAGAGUAGAGAGAAAAGAUUUAACUAUUUAAAUUUGUGCACAUACAAAUGUCUAUGGUUUACCUUUUUGGAGACAGGUCUUUCUCUGUGUAAUUGGUGAUUCUUUUCUUUUUUUUCUUUUUUCUUUUUGUGAAUGGUUUCCACUGAUUUAAAUAUACAAGAAGGAAUAGUGCCAUCAGUUUCUGUUUGAACAUCUUGGCGUAUAUUUACUUUCAUUAGCUUUUUUGACACGAUGUGAUGUUGAUUUGUGUUCCAUUCUAUUUGAAAACAGUUGCCUAGCUACUUAUUGUCACAAGGAACCUUCACGGACACAACUUUAAUAUUUCGCGAAUCAAACCAAAAAUGGGCAUCAAGAAAAUCUGUAAUUGUGUUUUCAUGGUUUUCCGACUAGACUGCGGGACAGCUUUUGAACAGGUGAUGUGGAGAUAAGUAGGCUACAGACAAAUAUGUCAGGAAAACUAUGGAUUAGUACACCGGGAAGUGCUAAUGUAACCGUGUGUGUUAUGUUUAACAGGAUAUCACAUGAACAGUGCAGGUCCAAAAGCCUUUCUUCACUCCUCUCUCUAUACACAAAGUUAAAUGCAACCUUUUACUGACUGCGACUUUCUGCUUCGACUGUUUUGAGAAACUGUAGGAAGAGGCGCGACUAAAACUUAAUUGUCACACUUUGAAUUUUUGGAGAAAAAAAGAAGUCGCUUUGUGAACUACUCUCUGGUUGUUUGUUGUUAACUGCUUGCCUGGACCCUCUGACGGACUGCGUGGGCAUAUAUGAUGGUGCAGGCCCAGUGUCACCCGGAGGUGCGCGCAUUAAGCGCCCGCUCGUGCCAGUUGUCUCAGUUUUUUUCUCCUCUCCUUCCGAGUAGCUGCACGACGAUGGCUCUUCUGUCUUUCCCUAGAGAUCCGACGAGGUCUCAUCCUGUGAUUGCAUGACAUGGAGGGUGUCUCUUUUUCUAUUCUGUUAAUUUUCUGUAUGCAUGUAGAUCCGAUUUCGAAGAGCGCCUCUUGUUUACAUAUGAAUCGUAAUGUUAAUAUAAUAUGAAUGACAAUGACAUAUUGGUAUGUGGAUGUUGCCAAACCUCUUUUUGGUUAAUGUUUUAAGUAUGGAAACGAUAAAAACGUAACUCCACUACGUAUAUUCACCAUUCUUAUAGUGAUAACAAUUAUUAUAACCUUUUGGAUCAGCGUCACAUGACGAUAAUUUAAACCAAUCAGCAAAAGCUUCUCUCCCUGACAACUGCCAGAUGCCGUUUAGAGGGGAAACAUUUGUUUUCUUUAAUGUUAUUUUUUUUGUACAGAAUAUUUGUUACAAACACGUAGCCUACGAGUGCUCUCCCUAUCUAUUUCUUUUUCUUCUCUGUUUAAAGGGUCCGUCCUCCUAAGAUAAAGCCCUCUACUUAGAUAGGGGAAAAUUGAUUGCUGUAAUUGUGUGUGUCUGUGGAGAUGGUGACGGGAUAAGGGCUUUUAAAAAAAAAAAAAAAAAAAAAAAAGAUGAAAAUGGUUUCAGUCUUGGUUUAGACCUUUUUUUGUUUUUCCUCUCAUACGUGUUUGCAUGCUGCGUCAUAUGCUGUGGGAACCACUGAAACUUCAUACAUGAAAUUGAGAAAUAAAAUAUUUGAAACUUGU
This is a messenger RNA of Alosa sapidissima (American shad), 3783 nucleotides long. RefSeq names its product protein phosphatase 3 (formerly 2B), regulatory s1ubunit B, alpha isoform, b (gene ppp3r1b). The record is from RefSeq and is a predicted model, not a curated record. The transcript has 6 exons. Gene Ontology annotation, molecular function: calcium-dependent protein serine/threonine phosphatase regulator activity; calcium ion binding. The coding region runs from base 252 to 764 and encodes 170 amino acids. Lineage: Eukaryota; Metazoa; Chordata; Actinopteri; Clupeiformes; Clupeidae.